Messenger RNA from Nicotiana attenuata, 984 nucleotides. Its product is annotated as pleckstrin homology domain-containing protein 1-like. The coding region runs from base 103 to 537 and encodes 144 amino acids. The transcript is spliced from 2 exons. The record is from RefSeq and is a predicted model, not a curated record. NCBI's taxonomy places the organism in Eukaryota, Viridiplantae, Streptophyta, Magnoliopsida, Solanales, Solanaceae.
AUUGGAAUUGAAGUUAGAGAGAAAAACGAAUAAAACAAGCAACUACCUGUCUUGUGUUCACACUUUCUCUGCCUUCUCUCUCCUCUUUCUCUCUCAUCACCCAUGGCCAGUCUAUGGCGAGCAGUAAUGGGAAGCACGACUCAAUCGAACGACGACUACGACGGAGUCGAGUUCUGGUCGAACCCAGAACGAACCGGCUGGCUCACUAAACAAGGCGAGUACAUAAAAACAUGGCGUCGCCGGUGGUUCGUGUUGAAACAAGGAAAGCUCUUUUGGUUCAAGGAAGGGAACAUCACGCGCGGGUCGAAACCACGUGGGGUAAUUCCAGUGGCUAAUUGCCUCACAGUUAAAGGAGCCGAAGAUGUUUUAAACAAACAGUUCGCUUUUGAGCUUUCUACUCGCUCUGAUACUAUGUAUUUUAUUGCUGAUUCGGAGAAAGAGAAGGAGGAUUGGAUCAAUUCGAUCGGACGGUGCAUAGUGCAGCACUCUAGGUCUGUUACUCAUGAUGAAAUUCUGGACUAUGAUAGCCGGAAAUAAUUAAUAUUGCCACAACAUAAUUUUGGUACGCCUCUGUGGUGAUAUAUUUAUUUGGAUCAUUUUAUGGAGCUCGUUUAGAUUGGUCAUGCUUCAGUGGAUCCAUAUUCUUUUGUCAGUGAGGGUUAACCUAUUCUUACAUUUCCGUGGCCUCAUUCUCAUGUUCCAUAAGCAUUUUCCUUUCCGCGGUCCUUUCCGUUGAUAGUCAGACUGCUGCUUCUUUCUCCCCGUCCAUAAAAUCUCAGUUGUGCACUUGGGCAGGUUGGCUGGUUAUGACUUCAGAAAACCAAAAGAAAGCUUGUCUUACAUACAACCAAAGUUGCAUUAUAUUGCUGAGAUGAUUUUUUAGCUUUCCCUCUAGUUAUUAUCAUUAAAGCUCUGAAGUUCUUUGUAAAAGAAAAAGAAAAAUCCUGAGUCUUAUUAACAAUAGUGUCUCAUUAUCCUACAAAA